This is a messenger RNA of Cynocephalus volans (Philippine flying lemur), 1901 nucleotides long. RefSeq names its product hydroxysteroid dehydrogenase like 2 (gene HSDL2). Gene Ontology annotation, cellular component: mitochondrion. The record is from RefSeq and is a predicted model, not a curated record. NCBI's taxonomy places the organism in Eukaryota, Metazoa, Chordata, Mammalia, Dermoptera, Cynocephalidae. The transcript has 11 exons. The coding region runs from base 133 to 1377 and encodes 414 amino acids.
GUCCCCGCGCGGGCCUCGGGGGCGGGGUCCUGGGCGGGGCUAAAUGCGGAGGGAGGAUCCGCCGUUCCCUCGUCGCUGGCAGUUGCCCUUUGCCUUUGCAGCCACCGCCAUCUCCUCUGAUCUGCGAAAGUCAUGUUACCCAACACCGGGCAGCUAGCAGGAUGUACAGUUUUUAUCACAGGUGCAAGCCGUGGCAUUGGCAAAGCUAUUGCAUUGAAAGCAGCAAAGGAUGGAGCAAAUGUUGUCAUUGCAGCGAAGACUACCCAUGCACACCCAAAACUUCCAGGCACAAUCUAUACUGCUGCUGAAGAAAUCGAAGCAGCUGGAGGAAAGGCCUUGCCAUGUGUUGUUGAUGUGAGAGAUGAACAGCAAAUCAGUAAUGCAGUGGAGAAAGCAGUUAAGAAAUUUGGAGGAAUUGAUGUUUUGGUGAAUAAUGCCAGUGCUAUUAGCUUGACCAACACAUUGGAAACACCUACAAAGAGAGUGGAUUUGAUGAUGAAUGUGAACACCAGAGGCACCUACCUUACAUCUAAAGCAUGUAUUCCUUAUUUGAAAAAGAGUAAAAUUGCUCAUAUCCUCAAUCUCAGCCCACCAUUGAACCUAAACCCACUGUGGUUCAAACAGCACUGUGCUUACACGAUUGCUAAGUAUGGUAUGUCUAUGUGUGUGCUUGGAAUGGCAGAAGAAUUUAAAGGCGAAAUUGCAGUCAAUGCAUUAUGGCCUAAAACAGCCAUACACACUGCUGCUAUGGAUAUGCUGGGUGGAUCUGGUGUUGAAAGCCAAUGUAGAAAAGUUGAUAUCAUUGCAGAUGCUGCAUAUUCCAUUUUCAAAAAGCCAAAAAGUUUUACUGGCAAUUUUGUUAUUGAUGAAAAUAUCUUAAAAGAAGAAGGAAUAAAAAAUUUUGACAUUUAUGCAGUUAAACCAGGCCAUCCUUUGAUACCAGAUUUCUUCUUAGAUGAACACCCAGAUACAGUUAUCAAGAAAGUAGAAUCACAUGAAUUCAAAGAAGAGAAACCACAGCUGCAACCAAAACCACGUUCUGGAGCCGUGGAAGAAACAUUUAGAAUUGUUAAGGACUCUCUUAGUGAAGAUAUUGUGAAAGCCACUCAAGCAGUCUAUCAGUUUGAGCUCUCAGGAGAAGAUGGUGGCACGUGGUUUCUUGAUCUGAAAAACAAAGGCGGGAAUGUUGGGUCUGGAGAGCCCUCUUAUCAGGCAGAUGUGGUGAUGAGUAUGUCUACUGAUGAUUUUGUAAAAAUGUUUUCAGGGAAACUAAAACCAACAAUGGCAUUCAUGUCAGGAAGAUUGACAAUUAAAGGAAACAUGGCCCUAGCAAUCAAGCUGGAGAAGCUAAUGAGUCAGAUGAAUGCCAGACUGUGAAGGGAAGAAAAGAAAAUGUUUACUGCUGUGCUCAAAAAGUAAAAAACUCAACAGUUAAAGUCUUAUGUUUGUUUUCUUCACUAUUGUAUCAAGGAUAUGUAUGUUUGUUUGUUUUGGAAAAAAGUAGAAUUUCUAUAUCAUAAGACUUGAAAAUGUAAUUAAAACAGCUAGCUUAUUAAACAUAAGCUUCAUUAAGUGGAAUUCUAACACAUUCUGUUUUUUAUAUUUCAGGGGUUUUGCCCUCUGAGCCUUAUAUCUCAUUUGCUGUCUUUCAAGAAGAGUAUUAUGAGCAACCAAUCAGGGUCAAGCAAUAAAAUCAGCUCUUUUGAAAGCUUAUUCUCAUGUAAAAUGAAGCUAGUCUGUUUUUAAAUUUUUAGUUAUAGAUUGUAUAAUAAUGACGAUUUUAAUGAUGUUUUGGAUUUUUAUAUGCUUAUUUUAAAGGAAAUCUCUACAGUGUAUUUCACAGAAAUCACAUAAUAAAAUACUUAAUAAAUACUUGUGAAGACUAAAUGAAACAAAACAGU